Cinara cedri is the source of this 3001-nucleotide messenger RNA. NCBI's taxonomy places the organism in Eukaryota, Metazoa, Arthropoda, Insecta, Hemiptera, Aphididae. The record is from the annotation of a GenBank genome assembly.
AUUUUAUACGUAGACAUAUAAAUAUAUAAUAUAUAUUAUACAAGCCCUAUAGCAAGGCCCAUCCAUUUCUUUGUUAUCUAUGCUAUUAUCACUGUUAUCAGAUCAUUAUCAUUAUUGUAUGUUUAUAUUUAUUUUGGAGAAAAAAAGUUGUUCCGUGAUAUCAAAUGCGACUUAUAGAGUGCUUACUGUUUAGAACUAGAAUGUCGUGGAUUUUGGACAAUCGAACCGUCUGAAUGCGGUCGCGUUCACUGUACAUUCGAAACUAACACAAUGGCCAUUCGACUAUGAUCGAGAUUACCAUACCUAAUUACAGACUGGUGCAGGACGUCAAGCCGCACUAUGUAUACACCAUUAGAGUGCUGUCAGUCGACUAUCAGGAGUCUGUGGAAAGGCGGUACAGUGCUUUUCAUGCGUUCCACAGAGAAGUAUGCCAGUGAUAACGCCACAUGACAUUACUGAACUUGACCGUUCGUUUUUGUUUUAUUAUAGCUGAGAAAAACCAUUUCUACACCGCCGUUCCCGUCAAAGCGUAUCAGAUGCUCGCAGCCCAAAGUUCUCGAACAGAGAAGGGCUGGUUUGGAGAGGUAUUUACAAACCGUGUUCAAAAUCGAAGACGGCUACAAACAAGUCAUGGAAUUCCUCGGGCUCAAGUAUCAGCCUAGGUAAAAGAUUAUUUACAAAUUAUUAUAUUUCUCGUAUUAAUCGCAUCUAAUUUAAAUUAUUACCUAGGUAUUAUAUUUUAGAUUCUGAGUGUAGUGAAGAAGCUUAUAGAAAAACUAUAGUUUUAGAUGUUUAUUUAUUUAUUUUUUUUUUUUUUUAUCUGUUCACAACUUUUCUACCAGAAGACUUGGUCAGAUUUUUAAGUGUAGCAUCUUUUCUGAAAGGAAAUCCGUGUGGAAAGAUACUCAACAAAUAUGAACAACUGAAAAUAACAGAGGAAAAACUUAGGAAACUGGAAAAAUUGAUUCAACAUUAAACAAAUAUUAUUAAAGAAAAUAUUUAAAGCCUAUUUAAUUCUUUUACUAUAAAAUGACAUAUAUUUUUGACAAAUUAUCAUUAUUAACUGAAUUCUGCUCAGAAUUGUUUUUCCGUAAACAAUGGUUUAUCGUUGCAUAUAAGUAUACAUUAAAUUAUCUACAACAGUGACUUGCACACGUUCCCAUUAUCUUAGGACGUCUGUUUUUAUUAAUUUAUUUUUUUGUUUAUUAGCCAUAGAAUAGAUAUCAAAUAUCAGCGUCCUGUGUUUCACUUGAUCACCGAACACAUCCCAAAUAGAAGUAGACAUGAAAAACGUUUGUGUUUACCAGACAUUAUCACAGAUGGUGUUCUCAAAGGUCUAUAUGGUUAGUACCUAAUCAACACUCCAGCAAAUACAGUGAUGGUUACAUCUAAGUACUGUUUUCUGUACCCAGUUAUGUUUGUUUGUUUGUUUUUAUUUUUAUUUAUUUAUAUAAAUUAACAACUUAAAUCAAAUUUAACAUUAGUCAUUAUUUUUAUCAUAACAUAAUUAUGUGACAUUUAUUUUAAACAAAAAUACCAUAAUAAAUUAUUAUUUUAAUAUAGAACACGAAUAAUAAAUAUUUUAUAUUAUAGAACUUUUCUAGCUCUAUCCAUGAUCUUCAUAAAUUCUGUAAGAUUGACUUGUCCAUCCCCAUCUUCAUCUGCAGCGUCCAACAUAUUGAAAAUUUCUUGGUCAGAUACUUGCUCUCCAAGCAUCUUAGCAACAUUUUUGAGUUUGUAAAAAUUAAUUUUUCCCGUGUCAUCCUCAUCAAUUAAUUGGAAUGCUUUUAUCAUAUCAUUUUUGGUAUCUCUCUUUGAUAAUAAUUUACGCAUUUCCUUCAUGAAUAUUUCUUUUUUAAUAAAUCCUUCUUGAUCUUUUUCUAUUCCAGAUAUUAACUUGAUGUAUUGAUCUCGACUUAGUUCCAAUCCCAAUGCCCUUAUUGCUAUUUUAAAGUUUCUUGGGCUAAUUGCCAUCUGCUGAUUUGUGUCCAUUAAGUCAAAAGCUUCGCUGAUUUCAAUGUCCUUGAAAAUAAAUUUAAUGAUUCAAUAUGGGAAAAUGAAAUCCAUGAGUAAUUUUUUAUUUUUUUAAAAUUGAAAGCGUUGAAAUUCAUUUGUUCAAAAAUUAUUUUUUGUACAAUUUAAAAGUUAAAUGCAACUAUUAUCAAAUAUUUUUUUUUUAUCAUUUUUAUUUUUUUUAUUAAAUGUUUAGUAUUUUCAAAAACCUAUUUUCCUAUUUUUUCUAUUAAAUAUUCAAUUAUUUUAUACAUUUUAAAAUAUAUUUUAAUAUAAUUGAUACUAACUUUGCUUUAACUUUUAAUCUAAAAUAUGGAAUUCAAAUUUAAACCUGGUUGUCCAUUGUCUGUUACUGGUUUCAAUAGUUUUGAUUGUGUACUGAUUUUCAACAAUAUUCAGAUAACUGCUUAAAGUUUAGUAAUUCGUGCUUGAAAAUGUAAUAAGUGAAAAUUGUUUUUGGUAAACAAAUUGUUUAAAGUAUUGACUUAUUUUCUAUAGCAACUAUGUAAGUGUUUUAAACCAUAUAUGAUGAAAAUUAAAUGAUAGUCUUGUAAAUAUUUCUCAAGUGUAGUUGGUAUUUAUAACAAAUAUAAUAUUUUUUUUAGUUAUGAUCAAAGUUACCAGGAAAAUUAAAAAAUAUAAACACCACAAUUAUAUAUUAUUUAACUAAGUAUUUUUAUAACUGUGUAUACUUUAUUUUGAAUAUAAUACAAGUAGUUUUUAUUGAUAUAUUUAUGUAUUUUAUUGAUACUGAUUUAUUCCGUAGCUACCACAAUAACCCAAGAAACAUCUAAAUUUAUUUAUAAUUUAUAAAGAAUAAUCCAUGGGCAUAUUGUAAAUUAGAAAUAUUUCUAAAUGCACCUAUACUAUCAUAUUUUGCAUAAAAUGAAAAUAUUAUUUUUUGUUAGCGUUGUUUUCAUUGUAGAUCAACAUCUUUUCUUGUCUUGUUAUUUACUAGUUAUUACUCUUGGUACAAAUAACUUUAAUA